Messenger RNA from Osmerus eperlanus (European smelt), 3187 nucleotides. RefSeq names its product coiled-coil domain containing 87 (gene ccdc87). Lineage: Eukaryota; Metazoa; Chordata; Actinopteri; Osmeriformes; Osmeridae. The record is from RefSeq and is a predicted model, not a curated record. The transcript has 20 exons. Bases 184 to 2961 code for a protein of 925 amino acids.
UUCGUUUCCAAGCAACGUGUGUUGUCUGGGGGCGGCACCUGUCCACAAUCUGCUGUUUAGCUGCUUCCUAGAGGAUAUCUGUUCGGCAUAAUGUCAAAAAAAGAAAAGUACAACAAAAACGUUAAGACGUUUCAUGUAAAGUCUAGAUUUCCAUUUCCAAUGUGACGGGACCAGAGUGGCACGAUGAAAGCGGUAGGCAGGCUCUCUGGAGGGGCCGAUGGCCAUCAGUCGGUGUCACAAUGCCAGGACCAGCCCCUUUCCAUGAACCAGAUGGUAGCGUGCAACCAGGAGGUCCAUCAGAAGUACUGCAAUAUCCUGUGUCCACUGUCCCUUUUGUUUAAUUCCAGCCUGGAUGCAGAGGAGAAUCCAGACAUGUUUCAGGAAGAAUGGUCUGAAUCGUCCGUGUCCGAGGCCACCCCCACCUCCCUGGGAGACCUGUGUGAGCAGCUCCUGCACAGGAUCAAGGAGCAGUCUGCACUCCUUUCAACCACUGUGGAGGACCAGCAAGCCCUGGUGGUAGUGAUGACCUCUGAGCUGGGUCGGAUCUGGUGUGAGGUGAAUGGGUUCAUAACUGACCCCACGCUGACCCAGGAAGAGAACAAGCAGCUUUACAGCCAAACGAUUGGAGAAGUACUGCGCAUCUGUGAGCAACUCUACCUCAACUAUCUCCACCUGCUGCACACGCUUAGGAGGCGAGCUGUCUUCACCGACCAGGCUAAUCGCAGUCGCCUGGGGGCCCAAAUGGCCAUGGACUGUACCAACAUUUUGAAUGUCUACUCUAUCCGGCGGAACAUCGCAGCAGGGAUCAAGGCCACGCGAACAGCCAGGUCAAGAUCCAGUGAUGACUGUAGCCUGAAGGGGGUGCCAAAAACAAACGGCCACCUCAGUCCACAGGCCAACAGUGGAUGUAAGAAGAACCAAAUUCUGCUUGAGAGGGACAUCCGAGAGGUUACUGAGAAAAUGGGAGACUUGGACCUUGAGUGGGUGUAUGAGCUGAUGCCCUAUAACCUAGAGGUUAUCUCAAGAAAAGUAGAGGACUUAUCCGUCAAAUCACCUGUUACUUCAGAGACAAAUGUGGAACCGGAUGAGGAUGGGAAUAUAUAUUACCGGUACUACACCAGACUCAAGGGGUGUAGUUCCAUGCCAGACCUGCAGAGGGAGACUCUCCUGGAGGAGCUGGAGAUGGAGACCCUUCCUGCUCGUUCCCAGUCCCCUCUGGUCCUGAUAGACUCUGGGCCUUCCUGCAGUUCAGACAAGCCUUUUAACCCCAAAGAUGACCUUCGCAGGCUGUAUCAGCACAGUCUUGUUGACGAAACAGCGACAGACCCAGAGGCGGAUCUUCCCCCGCUCAUCAAGGCCCUGCCCUGGAGCUGCUCAGCCAAGCUCCAAAUGCUACAAAAGACCCUCCAGAGAUUGAAGAGGAGCAGGGCGCCCCAACAAAAGCCGCCGCCCCCUCAGACCACUGUGGUUGACGUAGCCCAUCCCCAAAACCAGGGGGCGCUGGCACUCACAGCUACUGCCCGAGUCUCCCAUAGGGUGCUCCCCGAGACCAUCAACAUCCAGAUGUACCCCCCUGUCUACAAUGACCUCACUGGAGAGCUUCAACUCUGCUCUGUCCGAUGGAUGGAUUGCAAUCUAUUUGCUGGUGAAGAAAUAAAAGAAGUCUACAGGGAACUAUCCAAAAGUAUAUCAACGCAGUACCUCAACUUUGACGAGGACCCAAUGAUAGAACAUUUUUUGGCCAAUACCAAGUACAGCCCAAAGAGAAAAAAUCAAGAGAGGUUCAUCAACCCUGAGCUGAAAAUGCAGACAACUCAAUGCAUGUCACACAGAAAGAGGUGUGACGGCCCUGUGGACCAUAAGAAACCAACGGACAUCAACUCGCGGGCCUAUAAUGCGUGGCUACAGUGGUGGAAGACCAACCUCACACUGGAAGACUACCUUCAAUACAUCUCCAACCAGGACUCUGACUAUCUGGGCGUGGUCUUUCACCUGUACGACAGUGAUGAUGCAGAUGAUGAAGAGGAUGAAAAGAGGAGGUUGCUGCAACUCCAACAGAAGGAGGUGGAAAGACGUCGAAGAGAGAAGAUUGAGGCUCUGAAGAGAACAAAACAAGAGUAUGUAGCAGGGGUGUGGAAUGUCAACGCUGUGAUGUUAGGGGGUCUCUGGAAGGAACCUGUAAUGGAGGAUGAGGAAGUGAGCCUAGAUGAAGAGACCUCGCACAACCCUAAACAGGGUUCACAGAAAGGCCAUAAUCCGGCGGCAAGGACGGGGACGAACGGAGACAGGCCUACGGACAGCGAGGAGCAACUCCAGAGGAGACUGGAGAGGAUAUGGGCUGCCGUGUCUCUCCCCAAUGCCCAGAGACUGGACAUGGCCAUUAAAUACAGCUCCCACAACCACAGGAACCGGCUGGAGGAGGCUACAGCAGCAUGGGAGUGUGUUGCUAGACUUAUUCAGCAACGGGAGUCUCUGCUUGCUCGCCUAGAACUGUUUGAGCGUGAGGCUUCUGACCCCAACAGGUUCUUUCAGCCUGGCUACAAAGGAGCUUCAGUAGCCAGGAUGGAGGAGUCCAAGCACAGGGACAAACUCCAUGGCCAGCUGACAUCUCUGGAGAAGUUGUUGUCUAAGACCAUCCAUCACAUCUCAGACUGCUUCAAUGACACAGUCUCCUACAAAGGCAGACCAUACUGUGAGAAGAUGCGAUGGGAUCGCAUUGAGAUGCUGUACUGGCUCCAACAAGAGAAGCGUGUCUGUACCCUCGACAGGGUGGUGGAGGGGAGGGUCUCUGUCCCAGCUAGACUGCCCCCACUGGGUCCCAUUCUCCAGCUGAACAGUGGUACCCACCCCACCCCAAUGGGCCACACCCCAACAUCCAGCCAAAGCACACAUUUAGCCCCACUCACAGAUCCCAAUGAGCUGCGUGUAACAUGCAUACGUUUGAACACUGUCAACAAAUGAAUAAAAUGUUUGAACACAUUGCUUUUUUUAUGUGCCUGGUGGCAUAUUUAUUCUCAUUAUAGCAAAAAAAAAAAAAGGUAUAUAUAGCAAAAAUCAAUCAUUUACAAGGGGUAUGCCUAUGAACCAUAGUGUACCAAGUUUUAUUAUUAAAUAAUUAUUGAUUGUUGUUUAGAACACACCUUAUUCAAGAAACACGGUUUAACAAACUGUAAGCCUAACCCUGAAC